CGCGCAAAUAGCCAUGGGAUUGUCCUCUUUUAGUGGCAGUCAUCAUGGCGGCUCAAAUCAGCAAGAAAAAGAAGUUUGUUGCUGAUGGCGUAUUCAAAGCCGAACUGAACGAGUUUUUGACUCGUGAAUUAGCGGAAGAUGGUUACAGUGGUGUUGAGGUUCGAGUUACUCCCAUCCGAACUGAGAUCAUUAUCCUGGCCACCAGGACACAGAAUGUUCUGGGAGAGAAGGGAAGGCGCAUUCGUGAACUAACAUCUGUUGUACAGAAGAGGUUUGGCUUCCCUGAGGGAACUGUUGAGUUGUAUGCUGAAAAAGUGGCAACAAGAGGUCUGUGUGCUAUUGCCCAGUGUGAAUCUCUUAGGUACAAGCUGAUUGGUGGACUUGCAGUACGUAGGGCUUGUUAUGGUGUACUUCGAUUCAUCAUGGAGAGUGGUGCCAAGGGUUGUGAAGUUGUUGUAUCUGGAAAGCUACGUGGUCAGCGUGCCAAGUCCAUGAAGUUUGUCGACGGUCUGAUGAUCCACAGUGGAGAACCAACCAAUCAUUAUGUGGAUACUGCCAUCAGACAUGUCUACCUCAGGCAGGGUGUGCUUGGAAUCAAGGUAAAGAUCAUGCUUCCAUGGGACCCCACUGGUAAGACUGGGCCUAAGAAGCCUCUUCCAGAUCAUGUCAGCAUUGUGGAGCCAAAAGAGGAAGUGGUACCAGCCACCCCCAUGUCUGAACACAAGGGAGGAAAGCCUGAACAGCCUGCAGUACCUGUUAAUAUGUAGAGUUACCAGGUUUGAAUGAUUCAUUCAGCUGUUUUCCAUCUUGCUGUGUAAAAAGAUAAUUCUAAGAAUAGAAAAUAAACAACUCUCAAACAUACUGAAA
Molecule: messenger RNA, 867 nt
Organism: Orbicella faveolata
Lineage: Eukaryota; Metazoa; Cnidaria; Anthozoa; Scleractinia; Merulinidae
Product: small ribosomal subunit protein uS3
Biological process (GO): positive regulation of apoptotic signaling pathway; translation
Cellular component (GO): cytosolic small ribosomal subunit; nucleus
Molecular function (GO): RNA binding; structural constituent of ribosome
Source: RefSeq, a predicted model, not a curated record